Messenger RNA from Balearica regulorum gibbericeps (East African grey crowned-crane), 661 nucleotides. The record is from RefSeq and is a predicted model, not a curated record. NCBI's taxonomy places the organism in Eukaryota, Metazoa, Chordata, Aves, Gruiformes, Gruidae.
CUGAAAGUCAUUGCUAUUGAUGAACAGCUGAGAGUCAUUUAUGAGGAUAAUGUUCAUUUUGAUAAAGACCUUCCAGAAUUUAAGACUCAAGGUGGAGUCUAUAUUCACAGUGACAGACUGACAGUCACUUCUCCUGUGCUAAUGUGGGUAAAGGCUCUGGAUAUGAUUUUGGAAAAGAUGAAGUCUUCAGGCUUUAACUUCUCUCAAGUCAGAGCUUUGUCUGGUGCAGGCCAGCAACAUGGGAGUGUGUACUGGAAAAAAGGAAGCAUCCAAAUUUUGAAGAGUGCAUCAUCCGAGCUGCCUUUACAUCAGUCACUAAAGGCUUGUUUUUCUGUUGGCAACAGCCCCAUCUGGAUGGAUUCUAGCACAGCUUCCCAGUGCAGCGCUCUGGAGAAAGCCGUGGGGGGAGCACAGCACCUAGCGAGGAUCACUGGUUCUCGAGCCUAUGAGCGUUUUACAGGAAACCAGAUAGCAAAGAUUUACAGCCAGAAUCCUGAGGUCUACAUGCAAACUGAGAGAAUCUCUUUGGUUAGUAGUUUUGCAGCUUCCCUUUUCCUAGGAGCUUAUGCACCCAUCGAUUACAGUGAUGGCAGUGGGCUGCAUUUACUCCUAAUAACUGAGAGAAGCUGGAGUAAAUCUUGCCGUCUUCCCUUUGCAGGGG